UCUCUGUUUUCUAAGGAGCGCCCCCGCCUUCCCACUCCUAUAAAUCCUCGCUCUCCUCCGCCUCCAUUUCCUCCCCUCCCAUUCUCUUCUGCAUCCUCUCCUCUCAUCUCCUUCUGCUGCUCUGAACCGAACACAGGCUUGCUCAUCAGAGUCAGAGAGAACCUCUUUCUUGGAGCUUCUGAAUCUCGAGAGAGACAUCCGCUAGCUAGCGUCGCGUAAGUACUCGCGUUGAGUUGCGUGCUAGUAGGCGGCGGUCGUGAUGGCCGGCGGCGCGGUGGUGAACACCGGAGGGGGGAAGGACUACCCCGGGAAGCUCACCAUGUUCGUGCUCUUCGCCUGCAUCGUCGCUGCCACCGGCGGCCUCAUCUUCGGAUAUGACAUCGGCAUCUCUGGUGGCGUGACGUCGAUGAACCCGUUCCUGAUGAAGUUCUUCCCGGCGGUGUACCGGCAGGAGCAGGAGGCGGAGCGGAACCAGAGCAACCAGUACUGCAAGUUCGACAGCCAGCUGCUCACCAUGUUCACCUCCUCGCUCUACCUGGCGGCGCUCGUCGCCUCCUUCUUCGCCGCCACCGUCACUCGCGUCGCCGGCCGAAAGUGGUCCAUGUUCGCCGGCGGCGUCACCUUCCUCGCCGGCGCCGCCCUCAACGGUGCCGCCAAGGACGUCCUCAUGCUCAUCCUCGGACGCGUCCUCCUCGGCAUCGGCGUCGGCUUCGCUAACCAGUCGGUGCCGGUGUACCUGUCGGAGAUGGCGCCGGCGCGGCUGCGAGGGAUGCUCAACAUCGGGUUCCAGCAGAUGAUCACGAUCGGCAUCCUGUGCGCGAACCUGAUCAACUACGGCACGGCCAAGAUCAAGGGAGGGUGGGGCUGGCGCGUGAGCCUGGCCCUGGCCGCGGUGCCGGCCGCCAUCAUCGCCGUGGGCGCGCUCUUCCUCCCCGACACGCCCAACUCCCUCAUCGACCGCGGAUACACCGACGACGCCAAGCGCAUGCUCCGGCGCGUGCGCGGCACGGACGACGUGGACGAAGAAUACCGCGACCUGGUGGCCGCGUCCGAGGAGUCCAAGCUCGUGAGCCACCCGUGGCGCAACAUCCUGCAGCGCCGCUACCGCCCGCAGCUCACCUUCGCAAUCGCCAUCCCUUUCUUCCAGCAGCUGACCGGCAUCAACGUCAUCAUGUUCUACGCGCCCGUGCUCUUCAAGACGCUGGGCUUCGCCGACGACGCCUCCCUCAUGUCCGCCGUCAUCACGGGCCUCGUCAACGUCUUCGCCACUUCCGUGUCCAUCGUGACCGUGGACCGGCUCGGGCGCCGGAAGCUGUUCCUCCAGGGCGGGGUCCAGAUGCUGGUUUGCCAGAUCGUGGUGGGCGGGCUGAUCGGGGCGAAAUUCGGGUUCAGCGGCGUGGCCGUGAUCCCCAAGGAGUACGCGGCGUUCGUGGUGCUCUUCAUCUGCGCCUACGUGGCCGGGUUCGCCUGGUCCUGGGGCCCGCUCGGGUGGCUCGUCCCCAGCGAGAUCUUCCCGCUGGAGAUCAGGUCGGCCGGGCAGAGCAUCACCGUGUCCGUCAACAUGUUCUGCACGUUCGUCAUCGCGCAGGCGUUCCUCCCCAUGCUCUGCCGGUUCAAGUUCAUGCUCUUCUUCUUCUUCGGCGCGUGGGUGGUGCUCAUGACGCUCUUCGUGGCAUUCUUCCUGCCGGAGACCAAGAACGUGCCCAUCGAGGAGAUGGUGCUCGUCUGGAAGGCGCACUGGUACUGGGGCCGCUUCAUCCGGGACGAGGACGUGCACGUCGGCGCCGACGUCGAGAUGCCGGCAUCCGGCAAGAACAAGAUCCAGCCAGGCAACGGCAAGCUCGGCAUCUAGCUAGCCUGUGAGUGACGUCGUCGGUGAAAAUGUUCGCUAAUAAUCAAGCUGUUGCAGUCCGAUGUCAAGGACUUUGAGUCCUGAAUCCUGAUUUGAUUUCCAUUUUUUAUGUGUUGUAAUUGUCUUAGUACCUAGGACGAUGACGAAUAGUCCUUAAUUCCGGGUUCUUUUGUGCCGGAGAUUUUACUCUAGUGCCAUGGUGGCAUGGAUCAAAUAUGGAUAGAAAUGCAAGUUGAAAGGCAAUCUCUGCGCGUGGAUGAAUCAUGAAUUAAGAUAUGAAGACAUGCCAUCAUGAGCUAUCUGGCAA
Molecule: messenger RNA, 2159 nt
Organism: Brachypodium distachyon (stiff brome)
Lineage: Eukaryota; Viridiplantae; Streptophyta; Magnoliopsida; Poales; Poaceae
Product: sugar transport protein MST6
Exons: 3
Coding region: 260-1852 (530 amino acids)
Biological process (GO): monosaccharide transmembrane transport
Cellular component (GO): membrane
Molecular function (GO): monosaccharide transmembrane transporter activity
Source: RefSeq, a predicted model, not a curated record